Tripterygium wilfordii is the source of this 626-nucleotide messenger RNA. Its product is annotated as putative lipid-binding protein AIR1. The transcript has 2 exons. The coding region runs from base 1 to 360 and encodes 119 amino acids. NCBI's taxonomy places the organism in Eukaryota, Viridiplantae, Streptophyta, Magnoliopsida, Celastrales, Celastraceae. The record is from RefSeq and is a predicted model, not a curated record.
AUGACAAUUGUGAUUUUAGGUGGAGAUGACUUCAAAGGCUUUGCAUCAAUUGCUCUUCUUCUCUCCUUCCUGUUCUUCACAUUGGUCAGCUCUAGUAGCAGUACCCACACAUGCCCCAAAAAUGUUCUGGACUUGAAGGUAUGUGCUAAUGUUCUCAACUGGAUCAACGUAAAGGUCGGCGACUCGAGCCCUUGUUGCAAGCUUAUUGACAACCUGGUUGAUCUAGAUGCUGCUGUUUGCCUCUGCACUGCACUUAAAGCCAGUGUGUUGGGAGUCAAGCUAAACAUCCCGGUUUCAUUCAAAUUGCUGCUCAAUGAGUGCAAGAAGAAGGUGCCAGUGGACUUCAAGUGCGAAAUAUAAAUCAAAUCUAUGCAGCGGCGCAAACUAUCUAUUGAAUAAAUCUGUGUCAUCUGUGUUGUUUUGUUGCUCCAUUUGAUUGUAAUCCGUGUUGGGUUUCAUGUAUUGUGUUUGAUUUGAUUGUUUUUUUUUUCUUUCUUGUAUGUUUCCUGUGUUUUGGUUUUAUGUUCCCUAAUCAGUAUUUCAGAUGUAUGAAUGAAUUGAUAAUUUUUAAAAAUUGAUUUACCUCUCGUUCGAAGAAAAAAACACAACACAUUUUGCAGAAGCCG